AACCGACGACGGCAGCGGUGAUGAUGACGACGAUGACGACGCUGGUGGCACUUAGGUGGCAGAAAUCAAACAAUCUUUUAACCUCAUUUCUUUAGUCAGUGUCGAGCCGCUCGUCGGGCAUGUCACUGCCGGGCGAGAAAAGUGAAUUCUUGAUUUUUGUUUUAUGGUUACCAUUUGACGCGGCGGGUUCAGUGAAACGUUUGAACAAACAUUUGUCCUUGUGGUAGAUUUACUGAAUGUGGUGGGUAAACAUCGAAAAUCGUGCAUUAUUUAUUCAGUGCUAGCAGUUUUGCUGCAAUUCGAAAUACGCAAUCGACGCCAGAGGAAAUCCUCACUUCGGUUGUAAACAAACCAAUGUGAAAAUAAAGCAAAUGUUGAGCUGUGAUAACUUAGUCAAGAAGGUAAUAUGAUCCCACGUAUGUGACCUGAUAGCCAGCAAAUAAGACUAACUUAGGCAACUUGGUUUGUACGUUUCUACUAGAAGGUAAGAGAAAUUGAGGAGAAAGUGAAUGUGAUACGAAACCAUGACCAAAGUGUACCGAAAUCGUCAUGCUUACGGUGUGUUAUCGUACAUCAGUUAAGUGUUGGAUUAGUUUUGACAGUGAUUGUAUUAUUUUACGGUGGUUAGCUUGCGUUGAGCAAAAACAAAAAAAUACAUAAUCAAAAAAAGAAAGCACAGAAAAUCCAGCUAGAAAACACUUAACGUGAACUGUGAAGUAAAUGGAACGAUAGUAUGGAUUUGAUAUCCCUACCACCGUGCUCCCGACGCUUGGACACUGGGAAAAUGGCCAGCACCAGUGAAGGCCAACAAGGUAUCAUCACUAGGACAGGGAGUGUAACGAGCGGACUUUCACCAACAACAACGAUAAAGAUUUCUACGACGUUCCUGAAGCAAACACCUGUCAAAACAGACCAGGAAAUACUGGAAAAUUCCAUGCUGGAGGAUGAUCCUAAUUCCAACACUAUUCACACCAAUGGAGAGACAAUCGACUGCGUACCCAGCGGAACCGACGGGGGCUGUGCCGACGGACAUGUCAGCCUCCACAAACGGCCUCGGUGGGGCCCACAGCACAAAGGGGCACAGGAGCUAGCGAAACUGUACAGUAGUAGUAAACGAACUCAGGAAAUCGUUUGUGUCUACAUCUGCAUCACGUUGAUGGUCAUUAAUCUGUUUCUCAUCCUGAAGCACUUUCGAAUCGAGCGCGUUAGCAAAAUAGUGGCAGCAGCAGCAUUUGGCAUCCUCACGGCAGACUUUGGCUCCGGGCUGGUGCACUGGGGUGCUGACACCUGGGGCUCGGUGGAUCUACCUAUCCUGGGAAAGAACUUUCUCCGGCCAUUCCGUGAGCAUCAUAUCGAUCCGACCUCCAUUACGAGGCACGAUUUCAUCGAAACCAACGGGGAUAACUUCAUGGUGGCACUGCCAAUUCUCGGGAAAUUGGCGUGGAACUUUUUCACCCGGUCUAACGCGGAAAUCCAGCAGGAGUACGUGAUGAGUGCGUACUUAUUUCUUUGUUCCAUCUUUAUCGCAAUGACAAAUCAGAUUCACAAAUGGUCUCACACCUACUGGGAUCUACCGAAAUGGGUGCUAUUUCUGCAGAAUCACCACAUCAUUUUACCGAGAAGACAUCACCGGAUUCACCAUGUGGCACCGCACGAAACAUAUUUUUGCAUAACUACGGGAUGGCUCAACUGGCCUCUGGAGAAGAUUCGAUUCUGGUCUACGCUGGAGACGAUCAUCGAAACGUGCACCGGCCACAAGCCCCGAGCAGAUGAUUUCAAGUGGGCCCAGAAGCGGAUAUGAUUGAGACGUGUCAUUUGUGGCCUAGCAAGCGGAAUUCGACACUCUGUUUCUUAGUUCGAGUUUAAGAGCAAGGGAAAUAUUUUUGACAGAUCAAACAACAACAAAAAAAAAAACUAAAAGUGAUAUAUUCAUUCAAAUCGCAAAUGUUCAUGAUAGGCUUUCGUUCGUUUCGUUUCAGACAGAGUUAUAACCACAUUAGCUAGCUAAUUUUGACGAAUUUUGUCCGUAGAGUAUUCAAAAGAGAUAUAUGCAAAAAUCAUGAUCUGCCAUAAAGACCUUCAAUUUUCCUCAUCUUGUAUUAGUGUUAGAUAUGAACGACGGAACGGUGAAAUUUUUCAGGAAAAGUAUAGAAAAAACUAACUAAGCUUGAAUGUGGCCACAAACUUUGUUGAAUGAGCGUUGCAGACUCGAAACAUUGUGUACUAAACAGCUUUCGAGGAAUCAUUAUUGGACAAGCAUUGUCCGACAAAUAGUUUGCUUGUAAGUUUAAAGAUGUUUUGUUUGAAAAUCGAGUUAAAAUUGCACCAGACAAGACAUCUAUUGUAUGAUAUGUGAAAUCUAGUACAGCUUUGUUUUCGUCCUGAAACAAGUUGGAAGUUGAAAUUUUUCUCGCUCGGUAGCAUAAGUUAGUAGGAUUAUUCAAUUAUUCAAGCAUCUCGAUAGCAGACGAAGGUAGAAGCUGUCAGUUCGUUCCAUUAUUCUGCUGUGCAAAACUGUUUUGGGGUGUAAUGCGAAAACUUGCUCUCGUUCUGCAGCGGCAGUGAGCAGCAGGGCCCUAGGUCAUGUUCGGUCAUGACCGGCAUAUGGUACCUGGUUGUUGGCCAAGCGAUGCAUCUACAUUCGAACUUUGUUCACAAGUACUGUGUCAGAACAUUCAUAACUAAAAUGAAUCCAUGUCUUGAUACUACAUUCCAAUGCGGAACUCAACGUUACAGCGGCUGCUAAUGCUGUGAAGUAAUGCAAUCCAGCCGACAGAGGAGAAAUUGAACUAGAUUGCAAAUUGUAUUUGGAUUGAAUGGUGAGAUUUUAUGCGGAGAAAUAGAAGGACUUGAAUGGAUUUUUGUCAUCAUUUAUGUUUGUGGCAGUUUGAUGAUUGAAAAUGUUAUAAGUUUAGUUCUUCGAAGUCAGAUAAGAUAUUUGUUUUAGACCGCUUAACUUUGAAACAUAAUUCUCUUCUAUUCGCAAACAACAAAGUAAUCUCAAAACAUUCCACGAAUCACAAAUAAGCGGUAGCUACGGUUCUGCAAAAAAAAAAACAUAAAGAAAAGCGAAACACUUUUUCACUGAACUGAUAAAUUAUGCAGCUAAGAUUAAAUUGAGAUUUGCCCUAAACCGUAGAUAGAACAACGGAAAUCUGUGCAAUUGGUGGCGGUAUUCCUUUCAUCUGCCGGGGCAUUGUUUUGAAUAAUGUUUAAUGUCGUUUUCGCUUGAUACCAAACCUAACCCAGUUUCCACCCUAACUGCUGUCAAACCGUUUGUUUGAAGCUAGUUUCGAACCUAGUUUUAACGUUGUUGAACUGAAAAUCGAGUCAGUUUCGAACCUGGUUGUUAUAUCAGGUUUGCUCAAACCGCCGUUGCUAAGCGCGAAAACAACACAGUUUCGUGAAAAGUGUUUGUUUGAAGAAACUACCCUGGGUCAGUUUCAGUGUUCUCAAGCGAAAACGACAUAAGUAAGUAACUUAGGAUGCACGGCUUGAAGCAAGAACCUCCAAACUGAACGGGGUUUCUGGUGCGAUUUGCAUUGUGCAAUCUCCUGUUAAACGAACCAAGAGAAGCAACGAAUUCCGCACAGCAAAAGCACAAAGCGAUUAUCGUCACAACUGGCAUGGAAAAUAGUUGCACUAGUAUGUGAACAAAGAAACUGCAUUUUCACCUGUUACUAACAAUAAAUAACCGAACAACUGUACAAUCAAAAUGAUAAACGACACAGUAGACGUGUAUGGCGUAAGGUGAAGGUCGUAUGGUGUUCCACUUUUCGUUACUAUAGAAAUAGUAGCUGGCUCAUGGUUGUUGAUAUUCGGCUUCUAUGAACACAAAAUUAUUUAUUUAAAACAAGCUAGAACCGUAUAAUAAUCACGCAAAUCAAAUUAAAUGCUAAAUAUUUUGCAAAAAUUCAGAAAAUCCCAUAAUAAUCGUAAAAUUUAUAACAGAAAUGAAGGAAAAAUCAUGAUAUGCUGACUCUGACUUGGAUGAAACUUUCACCUGUCGUCAAUAUGGCAAACCAUUUGUUAAAAAAGUCGAUUACUCGGAAACUGUUUUCAUAUAAAAUCUGUUUUCAGUGACCCUGUGGGGUCUGUGGUAUUCAACGAAACAUUUUUCCUUGUCUCUUGAAUCAAACUAGGAAUGUUUUUACUAGCAUUCAAUUACAAAAUGUACAAAUUGAAACUAGUUUUUUGCGUCGCCCUUGUAUUUACGGUUUGAAAUUCACCGGAACCGGAAGUCGGACUCGAACUGCAUUCAAUCGAAACCUAUGCGGUCAUAAGACUUAUCAUUUGAAUUUGUAGGUUUGUGAACAUCGGUCCUACCAUCUCUGAGAAAUUGACGUAAGUUGCAUUUCAGAGUUUUUGACCUCUAUUUCUGGAGCUUUUGAAACCGGAAACCGAAAACUGUUAAAGCCGAAAUACGAUUGUAUGAACUACACAUAGGAGUAGUUUUUAACCUAGUAUAGAAAAUUUCGAGCGUUUUGUGGGCCGUCACUUUGAAUCGAGGCUUCAAAAUCAUUCCAUAUCUCUGGAGCCGGAAGUCAGAUCCAGAUUAAAUUCAAUAGGAAUCAUAUUUCAUUUCAUUCUAAUAUCGUGAAAAUUUGUUCUGCUAUCUCUAAGAUAUUGACGGCAGUUCCAUUUGGAUGAUUGUGACAUCUUCUUCUGGUACCUCCAGAACCAGGAAUCGGGAACCGGUAUUGCCGCAGAAAGUUCAUGUGACCAUAAACUAAAAUAAACAAAAAAUGAAAAUAGAGUUGAGUCUAUUUUUAAAAAUUUCGUAUGUGGUUUUCGUUGCAGUUUCAAAUAAUGGUUUGAAAUUUACAAUACAAAAAAAAAACAUUUGAGCCGUAAAAUAUUUCAUAUGAGCAUAAGUUUGUUGAAAUCGUUUUAGUAAUCUUGGAGAAACCGACCUAUACUUUCGAUGCUUUUCGAUUCGGAAAGUGAGUUUGAAUGGCAAUCAUCUAACAAGAACCAUUUAAUAUUUAUAACAUUCAUAACCCUAUGUAGGCUGAACUGGAAGAUCCGGAUUGAAUUCAAUUGAAGCUUAUGCGACCGUAAGAACGUUAAUUGGAAUCAAAUUUUGGGAAAUCUUUUCCAUCAUCUCUGAGAAAUCGAAUUAUCCACACUUGGAAGUUCGCGCGACGCAACCGAACGAACAUCUAAACAGUUUCUAGAAUACAUUAAUGAGCUUCUAUGCAGUGAGAAAAUUGACACCGAUCUUGUUCUAUACUUUCAAGUUGUCAAAUGACGUACGUGUACUUUUGAGCAGCGAGAAAGUUCACACGGAACUUGGUCUGUACUUUCAAGUUUUCGAAUGUUAUGCGUGUACUUUUUAACAGCAAGAUAGUGGUUGUUUUUAAUAAUUAUGGAAUUUUUGGUUGCUUGGGACGGCAAGUGACUUUGGCUAAUUUGGCUAAAUUGGCUUAUCUCUAGAUAUUCAUUUAUAACUUUAUAACGUUCUUGCAGUUGAAACUUUUUUCACGUAUAACUUUGAAACCGAAAAUCGGAUCCGAACGAAAGUUAAAUUUUUUUUGUGGGAUCAUUAGACAUUUAUUUUGAAUUUAAGUUUGUGAAAAUUAGACCCGCCAUUCUGGAGAAAAAUGAGCGCGUUUUUGUCACAUUCAUACGUAUACACACAUACACACAUAUACGCAUAUCGACGAACGGAUUCGAAUGGUAUGUGACACUUUGCCCGCCGAGCCUCGCUUCUAAAGUCGGGUUUCACAUUGCAUUACUUUUUUAUGACAAAGAUAUAAAUGUUGUAGGAAUACGUUUGGAUACUGAAUCAAAAAAUGUGAAGAAAACGUACGAAUGUUUUUUCACUUAUUCAAAAAUCAGAUUGGAGUCGAAUUGGUUCAUCCAUUCGUAGAAAAUAAAUGGUUUGCCAUACUGAAGAUAUCUGCGAAAUUUAUUCAAAAUCUGGGUAUGAUACAUCUGUAGACUUGUUACCCAUUUCUGGAAAUGAUCUUUGAAAGAGCUUUUGGAGUCCAGUCUGUUAUACAUUGGGACCUCAAUUUACGCGAAAAGCCGGGGGUGAGUAAAUUUAAUUUCGCGUAAAUAAAUAUUUCAGAUUUUUCGCGUAAUUUCAGAUUUUUCGCGUAAAAAAAGGUUUUUGAAAUUUCAUUUGAUUUUAGUGUAAAUAACAUGACAAUCCUACUACGUCUGAUGCUUCAGCGCCUGAGGACCCUCUGAGUAGGUUCUGAGACUAUGGAAAUGCUUAGGAGAUGUUCCAAUAUCCAAUAAUUACUUGGAGCAUUGUUCUUAAGGACUACACUGUGUCGGAGCAAGAACUACAACGGCCAAUUCCUGUUUUGUUUGUAGUUCAUGCUUUUAAAGCUACACAUUGCUUACUUGGCUAUUUAUAGCUGUUCCAGGUAGGUUCCCAGUCGUCCAAGAACUUCAAUGAAAACAGGUCUUAAGAUCUACUCGAGCAUUCAGCAGUUUAUGUAUAAUUUUACAAUGCUGUUCAUAGUCGUAGAGCUACAAUUCCAGGUAGUUUUUGGAUGGCCUAGAGCAAUAACAAUUGUCCUAUUGAUCGCAUGUGGCAUCACGAAUAUGGACCAAGGACGAUAAGUUUGUUAAUGCACUUUGUUACACUGGUAGAUCUUAAGGCCUAAACUUCAGCUAGUUUCUUGAUGGAUCAUCGGUUACGUUGGUUAAGGUCUUUUACGAGGAGGUUUUGGAAUGGCAAGUUCUUCAACAGAUCUACAUACGAGUACAUACCGCAAUCAAUAGUCAUAUAAAAGUGUUUAUAUACAAUCCAAUAUAAUACUCGGAUGUCCACGAUCUUAUUUAGAUUCUUUGAGACUAAAUAAUUCAUUGAUGUACAUUUCAUAUUCAAUUCCCUGAAGCAUGUUAGAUUGUUUUGUAUAAGUAUAUAAAUUGAGAUUUCCUCCAUUAUAAAAAAACCUUUUUUCACGCGAUCAUCGCGUAAAAAUAAAUAAAAAAUCGCGUUAUUUUAGAUUAAACUCGUGAAACAAGUCGCGUAAAUUGAGGAUUUAGUGUAAUAACAUUUUUUCAAUACCAAGCAAAAGAUUAUCUUCAAUCUGUGGAACUGUUCUUCCAAUUGAGCUACUCUGGGAGGUGAUGAAACUCAACUCAGAAGGCUGUGGCCUUCUAUCGUGAGAAAUUUUCUUCAAUUCAUACCAAAACUACCAAUUUUUUUUAAAUCAUUUGCGCGGUAAAUGAUUAGGACUAAUCCAAAAUCUUGGAAUACUAAUCCAGAAUCUUUGUUUUUGGUGUCGAUGCAAUAUUAUCUUAAUAGUAACGGUGAAUGGAACACCAUGUAGCUUGCUAACUAAAGCGAAUAUCCUUACACUAUGCAUUGAAGAUUAACCAAGGAACCAAACAAAAAAAAUAGAAUCAACAAAAGCGUCUUUUUGUAAUCUACAAUGACAGCAUUGUUACCACGAUGACAGCUGCAUAUUCCGGCAAAGGAAAAGAGCAUAUAUUUUUUUAAUUUUGCACAGCGAUGGUAGACAACUAGAAUUUAUAAAACAUACAAAAAUGUUAGUACGUAAGCACAUUGAUAAUUGAUAAGAUAAUUCUCGUACAAUUGAAAGCAUUGAAAAGCAUACUGCAUUUAGCGCACAUGUCGAAUGCCAAACAUGAUAGAAGCUGCCGUCUCGAAAGAAAGCAUGUGAUAUCUUUUCGGGUUCGAGUGUAGACAUCGAUUGGAAAAGUUUUUUUUUAUAUAAAGAAUGAAUGUGAGGCGUUAUUGUUUUGGUUUGCGAUUAUCGAACUAGUGUUGUGUUAUGUGGCUAAACGGGUUCUGUAAGAGUGAAAAACGAAUUCAGAUGGGCGUAUUUCGUCGAAAGAUAGAGACAAACAACCUGAGCUGAUGCAACUAUUGCGCUUACAAACAUGAUAUAUGAAGCAAUCCAAUGCCUAUCGUCACGUAGAGAACACAACCGGAAUGGUUAAAAUACA
This is a messenger RNA of Malaya genurostris, 7932 nucleotides long. It is a transcript of the gene Kua, whose product is annotated as plasmanylethanolamine desaturase 1. The transcript is spliced from 7 exons. The coding region runs from base 734 to 1801 and encodes 355 amino acids. Gene Ontology annotation, molecular function: oxidoreductase activity. NCBI's taxonomy places the organism in Eukaryota, Metazoa, Arthropoda, Insecta, Diptera, Culicidae. The record is from RefSeq and is a predicted model, not a curated record.